AUGGCAGAAGAAGCUGGUAUGUUCAUGAUUCAUCAAACAAUCGGCAGUGUUUUGUGUUGCAAAUGUGGAAUUCCAAUGCAACCAAAUGCUGCCAAUAUGUGUGUGAAGUGUUUGCGCUCAGAAGUUGAUAUCACAGAAGGAUUACUGAAGCGUCUAGUGCUUGUCCAUUGCCCUGAGUGUGAGAGUUACUUGCAGCCACCCAGAAGUUGGGUUAAACUACAUUUAGAAUCAAAGGAGCUGCUAACAUUUUGCUUGAAAAAAUUGCAGAAGAAUUUAAGCUCCAAUAAAGUAAGGAUGGUUCACGCCGAAUUUAUUUGGACUGAGCCCCACUCCAAGAGGAUAAAAGUCAAUGUCAAAGUUCAGAAGGAGGUUCUGAAUGGAGCUAUUCUUGAACAAUCUUAUACUGUGGAGUAUUUUCAACAGGAACAUAUGUCUCAGUCUUGUUCUAGGGUCCAGGCUAACCCUCACCAGUGGGUUGCUGCUGUGCAACUCAGGCAACAUGUUUCUCAUCGGCGCACUUUCUUUUAUUUGGAACAGAUGAUUCUGAAGCAUGGUGCUGCUGCUAGUGCUAUAAGAAUCAAACAGAUGGAUCAAGGUAUUGAUUUCUUUUUCUCUAAUAGAAGUCAUGGUGUCAAAUUUGUGAACUUUGUUGGGAAAGUUGCUCCUGUGAGGAGCCGUCACGAUAAGCAACUUGUUUCUCAUGAUCCAAAGAGUAACAACUACAACUACAAAUAUACAUUUUCUGUUGAAAUCAGCCCCAUUUGCCGUGAGGAUAUAAUUUGUCUGCAUCCUAAAGUUGCUGUUAGUUUGGGAAAUCUUGGUCCUCUUGUGAUUUGUACUAAGGUUACCAACAACAUUGCUUUGCUUGAUCCAUUUACCCUAAGGCACUGCUUCUUAGAUGCUGAUCAGUACUGGAGGACAUCCUUCAAGUCUUUACUUACUAGCAGACAGUUAGUGGAAUAUAUUGUGUUAGAUGUGGAGGCUGUUUCAUCUGAGGUUACUAUUGGUGGCACAAAAUAUGUUUUGGCAGAUGCACAAAUGGCUCGCGUGUCAGAUUUUGGAAAGAAUGGCACAAUAUUUUCAAUCAGGACUCACCUAGGCCAUCUUUUAAGUCCUGGUGAUUAUGCUCUUGGUUAUGACUUGUAUAGGGCUAACAGUAAUGACAUUGAAUUGGACAAGUACAGAGGACUUGUUCUUCCUGAUGCAAUCUUAAUAAAGAAGAGUUAUGAAGAGAAGCGCCAGAAAAAACGUGGUAAGCCUCGCUCAUGGAAGCUUAAAUCACUUGACAUGGAGGUUGAUGAUAACAAGGGUAGAGUUGAACAAAACAAGAUGAACUCAGAAUAUGAACAAUUCUUGAAAGAUCUUGAAGAAAACCCUGAUAUGAGGUUUAACAUAUCAUUGUACCGAAAUAAAGAGUACCAGCCAUCAGAGAUUGCAUCAGUGACUGCUGGUGAAGAGCUACCUUCUGUUGCAUUGGAGGAGUUGCUGGCUGAUCUUGAUCUAGAGGACGAAGAUGAUGAGGAUGACAUGACAGAAUGA
Molecule: messenger RNA, 1539 nt
Organism: Gastrolobium bilobum
Lineage: Eukaryota; Viridiplantae; Streptophyta; Magnoliopsida; Fabales; Fabaceae
Exons: 2
Coding region: 1-1539 (512 amino acids)
Biological process (GO): ribosomal large subunit export from nucleus
Cellular component (GO): nucleus; cytoplasm
Molecular function (GO): ribosomal large subunit binding
Source: RefSeq, a predicted model, not a curated record